AUGCUGGAACUAAGAUGAGAUCAGUUGAUAUCGUCACGUGUCUGUCAUGGCAAUCGAGUCUGAUUCACGGAAAGUCACCGUCUUAGGAUAGAAGCGGCUCGGACUCAGUUCGGGAACGAAGACGAUGAUGCGGUAGAGCCACGUAGAGUGACUGGCGUCCAGUGUGCAGUUCGUGACACAGUGUUCACAAAACGGAUACGUUCCCGGAAAUAAUAUUCUCCUUACGCAACCGUGCAAUGGUUCGCAAACUCCGCCCAUCGAUACGGCGUUCUGCCUUCGUCCUACUCGUGCUGACGCUCAUGCCCGUCGUUCGGUGCACCCGUUUGAGUUCUCGAACGGUGACGACGCGCUACGGAGCUCUUAAAGGAAGUAUAGUUACCCUCGAAUCAGCGGUGCGUCAAAACCUUCAACCAGUUGAGGUGUUUCUAGGGGUGCCUUACGCUUCACCGCCAUUGGGAAAUAUGCGUUUCAUGCCGCCCGGCACGCCGACUCAGUGGAAAGGCAUCCGGAUGGCGGACCGUUUCGCGCCGGUGUGUCCACAAAAACCGCCGAAUAUCCAAAACGAGACCGAAGCACUAAAAGUCAUGCCUCGCGGUCGAUAUGAGUACCUGCGACGGCUGCUGCCCUUUCUGCAGAAGCAAAGCGAAGACUGUCUGUACCUCAAUAUCUACUCGCCGGCGGUCGUGGGCCGAUCCCCUCUCCACCUCCCGGUGAUGGUUUUCAUCCAGGGAGAGUCGUACGAAUGGAAUUCAGGGAAUUCCUUGGACGGAACGCUCCUGGCCAGUUUAGGGAAUGUUGUCGUCGUAACCCUGAACUACCGACUCGGCAUUUUCGGCUUCUUGCCGCCGAUCUCGGAGAACGGCCGCGGCGGGAACAACGGUCUCCUCGAUCUCGUUGCCGCGCUGCAUUGGAUCCAGGGCAACAUCGCCGAGUUCGGUGGUGACACGAGGAAUGUCACCGUUAUAGGACACGGACAGGGUGGCGCCCUGGCGAAUCUCCUCAUGUUGACACCAAUGGCCAAAGGGUUGUUUCAACGAGCCGUGUUAAUGUCGGGAUCCGCACUCAGUCCGUGGGCGAUCGCCCGAGAAGCUCCGAAGUUCACCAAACGCAUCGGUCAAGCCCUCGACUGCCCCAUCGAGGACAAUAAGGCACUCGUCGAGUGUCUGAAAACCAAACCUGCCGCCGAAAUCAUCGCCGUCGAGGUCGAAGCACCGGAAUAUCACUCGGCAUUCGGACCUUGCGUCGACGGCAUAGUAGUCGCCAGAGAGCCCUUGGUCUUGAUGGAGGAACAUUCUGUCGCUCAACUUAAGACCUACGACGCCAUAUUCGGAGUCACGUCUUACGAGGCCUACGAUUGGAUGUCGGCGGAAGAAGAGAAAUAUGGGAUCGAAGCAGAGAGACGAGAUCGGAUCUUGAGAACACUUGUGAGAAAUCUGUUUACAUACCAUCAACAAGAGAUACUCCUCACAGUGCUGAACGAAUAUACCGAUUGGACUCGGCCGUUCCCUCCACAUCCGCUCUCCAUCCUUGACUCUACGGCCGAGGUUCUCGGAGAUGCUCUCGUGGUUGCUCCUCUUUUCCGGGCAGCGAGUCUCCAUGCGAGAGUGGCGAAGAAUUCUUUCGUCUACGUUUUCGGCUACAUGACAGAGCACGGCGACUACCCGAACAGGGUAGGCGGCGCACAUGGCGAAGACCUUCCGUAUCUGUUCGGGGCCCCGUUGACACCCCUCCACAGUCAUUUCAAAGACGGCAACUACAGCAAGAGCGAACAAUCCCUCGCAGAAGCCUACGUCAGCUACUGGAGUAACUUCGCUCGCGUCGGGGACCCGAGUGUAUUUCCCGAAGAUGGAGGAGCUGCCGAUCGGAAUAACUCGAGGGAUAGGAACCGUUUAGAUAGAUUGCCUUGGGCAGCUUUCGAUCCAAAUCAUCAGAAAUUCAUGUAUCUAGGAAUGAAACCGAAGCUCAAAGAUCAUUAUCACGCACACAGACUGUCUCUGUGGAACCAUCUCAUACCCAUGUUGCACAGGUCUGGUGGGUCAGAUGUGAGUCCCUCUCAUCACCUGUUGGAUGGGCAUGACAAUCCGCAUUUGUUUGAUGGAGUCAUUCUCGGAACCAACCUCCAACAGAUGCCUAGCUUCAAAGUGGGUGCAGGCGCCCCUGGGGGCGUGAGCGACGACGAAGAUCAUGCUCUCCAGGAGAACAGGCCCGUCCGUUCCUCAAUGGCUCCCUUCACGAAAGCCUCGUAUUCGAAAUCGCUCUCUUUGCAGUUGGCUCAUAAAGGCUCGGCGGCCGCUUCAACUCCAGAGCACGUCGCCGCGUCCGUCUCGAACGCCAGUAGUGGAGUUUCACAUCCGCCAAAGUCUCUGGAUCAUCUCCUGCUGGAGUACGGUGGCUAUUCAACCGCCCUGAGUGUUACAGUCGCGGUUGGAUGUUCACUGCUUGUUCUCAAUUUGCUCAUAUUCUGCGGAGUGUACUAUCAAAGGGAUCGAGUGAAACAGAGCAAAGACUCGAAGUCGAAGAAGCGGAAACGUGAUAAGAAUGGCUGCCAGUCUAGAGGCGGUGUGAACGCAGCGGCGAGUAAUAUCAGCCUCGGUAAGGAUCAUCAACAGGACAUGAUGACGGCAACGUCGAUCCUGCGAAACGCCACGUCGAUGCCCGACUCUCCUCAGAGUCAAGUACGGGCAGAGUCACAACAGCACACAGCCACCAUAAACCGGCACCUGCAUCCUCAGGGCAUGGUCAAAGCCGCGCCACCACAGCUGCACUUCCAGCUGUCAACUGUAGAGUCUGUCGAUUAUCGACGUGGAGGCGUGAGCACAGCGCCGGCGGAUUCCCGCGGAUAUGAAUCGGCAGCCCCCGAUACGUUGAGUUUAUCUAGACGUCCAAAGGAUUCGUACGACGCAAUGCCGACGGGUGAGAGCUGUGUCGCUCCAUACGCAUGGAGUCCCGAUAGGGUGGUUCAUUUCCAACUUGGCCAACAGAAUAAUCAACAGAACCUCGAAUGGGAGCCCCGACACACAGGCGAUCUCUAA
Molecule: messenger RNA, 3032 nt
Organism: Galendromus occidentalis (western predatory mite)
Lineage: Eukaryota; Metazoa; Arthropoda; Arachnida; Mesostigmata; Phytoseiidae
Product: neuroligin-2
Exons: 14
Coding region: 237-3032 (931 amino acids)
Source: RefSeq, a predicted model, not a curated record